GGCAGCAAAGUCAAGUCUGAAGCCUUGGAACAUGACAACUCUCCACAAGUCGUCAAAGCUUCUGUUAAUUCCAUUAAGAAGGAGCUUGAGGAUGAAACUGAAGAAGUUUCUAUCAAGGAGGAACCAUUUUUAUAUGGAAGUGAGUCUUGUUCAACUGAACAUCUAAGCCCAGCACCUGCACCCUCAUCUUGUGUGCCGUGCAAGACAGAAGCUCAAGUUGAGGCUCAUGAUGCCCUCCCAAACUCCUCACAGAACAUUUCUGCUCUGUUGUUAAAUCAGUUUGGCGAAGGUGGCUCAGCACUGGCAUCAGGAGUUGCUGCUGGCGGUGCUGAUGUCUCUGGGGCGUCCAGCUCAAAGCAACACAUCGGGCUUGGGUGUUCCCAGCAUGGAUUGGUGCCUGCAGGUGCAGGCCUACUGCAGCAGCACCUUGAUCUGGAACAUCCUGCUUCAGGACCCCGCCCCUGCUCUGAUUACACCUCUAGUUCAGGGAGUGGACUAGAGCAGCACAAUAAUGCUAUGCAUUCAAUAGGCAAAUCACUACAGCUCCCUCACUGUGAACAAUCGCAUGCCACAAGAAAACCACUGCAAGAGCAUAUUAAAUUCAAACAGCUGUGCGGAAGUAAACACCAAUGCCAGUUUUGUUCGAAUUCAUGUGCCACGGAAGCUGAUCUCAAAAACCAUAUUCUUUCACAGCAUCCUUACAGACAUGUGCAGAAAUACUCUCAGAGUAAAUAUGCUGAUGGUUGCAAAGAAUUCAAGCAAACGCAUUGCCAUUCUAAAUAUUCAUCAACGAAGAAGUUUUGCUGCACCAAGUGUGAUUAUGCUUGUGCCACAAAACAGCGCCUGAAAAGGCAUUGUCUUUACAAGCAUUCAACAGAAAAACCUUUCAAGUGCUCCAUGUGUGAUUAUGCUUGUGCUGUUGAAGAGGACAUGAAAGGACAUUUUCUUCGCAGACAUUCAACAGAAAAACGUAUUCAGUGUCCGGAGUGUGAUUAUACUUGCACCACAAACAUGUACUUGAAAAAUCAUUUGCUCAGCAAGCAUUCAACAGAAAAACCAGUUAAACAUUGUCUUCAGAAGCAUUCAACAGAAAAACUGGUUCAGUGCUCUGGGUGUGAUUAUGCUUGCGCCACAAAAGAGGAAUUGAAAAGUCAUUUUCUUCACAAACAUUCAGCUGAGAAGAAAUUUCAGUGUUCUGAGUGCAAUUAUGCUUGUGCCAUUAAAAGCCAACUGAAAGUACAUUUUCUUCGCAGGCAUUCAAAAGAAAAAAAUAUUCAGUGUUCGGAGUGUGAGUAUGCUUGCACCACAAAAGUUGACUUGAUACAACAUUGUCUUCGAAAGCAUUCUGCAGAAAAACCUAUUCAGUGCUCUGAGUGUGAUUAUGCUUGCAUCACAAAAAGCGAGUUGAGAAGUCAUUUUCUUUAUAAACAUUCCACUGAAAAACCUAUCCAGUGUACUGAGUGUGAUUAUGCUUGCAAGAGCAAAGGGGCAUUGAAACUUCAUUUUCUUAACAAACAUUCAACCAAGAAACCUAUUCAGUGUUCUGAGUGUGAAUAUGCUUGCACCACAAAAGCGAAAUUGAAACUCCAUUUGCUUAACAAGCAUUCAACAGAAAAACCAUUCAAGUGCUCCAAGUGUGAUUAUGCUUGUGUCACUAAAUCGGGCAUGGAAGCACAUUUUCUUCGAAAGCAUUCUGCAGAAAAACCUCUCCAGUGUUCAGAGUGUGAUUAUGCUUGCACCACAAAAGUGUACUUGAAACGUCAUUUGCUCAACAAGCAUUCAACAGAAAAACCAUUCAAGUGCGCCUCGUGUGAUUAUGCUUGCGCCACAAAAAGAUAUCUAAAAAGACAUCAUCUUAGCAAGCAUUCAACAGAAAAAGCCCAUUCUAUGCUUCAAGCAUGAUAUGUGUCACUAAUGCAUCGUUUAAUAGAAGCUACUCUCCUGGCUCCAUCAGAAACCGAUACAGUGACCCAAGUGUGAAGUUGCAUGUGGAUGUAGAGAGCUCGACACAAGACUCAAAUGCAGAACAUUCAAAUUUUUUAGAUAGGACCAAGACAAUGGAAUAUGAUGCUUGACUCUAGAAACAACCCAUGCCAAUUUAAGGUAUGAAAAGAACUUUAAAAAAUUAGCUCUAUAUUACUAGGCCUCCAACUUGUAUUAUAGCCCUUCAGGACCUAUUAUUAUGCAAUGAUAUAAAAAAAUGAAGACUCAAUAUUUCCUUGAUAUUGAAGUCCAUUUUGUAUUUUUUGCACUUCAGUAUGAAUUCUUGAAUACUUUUUUGGUCAUUUUUGUCAUCAUUGCCAGCAAAAUAUACUUCACAGCAAUUUUUAGUUACUAUUUUAAGUAAGCCCAACCAACUGUAAAUUUAACAUCAAUUUUAACUCUUGCGUUAAUUUAAUUUGUAUACUGCAUUUUCUCAAAGUGAAAUAU
This is a messenger RNA of Hyalella azteca, 2430 nucleotides long. Its product is annotated as zinc finger protein OZF-like. Gene Ontology annotation, cellular component: nucleus. Lineage: Eukaryota; Metazoa; Arthropoda; Malacostraca; Amphipoda; Hyalellidae. The transcript is spliced from 5 exons. The coding region runs from base 517 to 1902 and encodes 461 amino acids. Gene Ontology annotation, biological process: regulation of gene expression. The record is from RefSeq and is a predicted model, not a curated record.